AUGCGAAUCAUGUCCAACACAGCUGUGAAUUUCAAAUUUGCGGACCGAGCUCUCGCAAUCUUGAACAGAUUCCGGGCCGCCACCGCCGAGCUGGGUGAUUGCGAGCGCAAAAGGAUGUAUCAGCUCGGAAUGAUGUAUCUUUUCCAAAUUGCCAAGUACGUCGACUGCGGCGAGCACCGCAACACCCCCGAAACCUCAGGAAGAGGCAUCCCAAAAAUCAGGUUUCUCCGUUUCAACUAUCAACUUCUAGACAAGUUAAAGAACGACAUUAUUAUUGAUCUUCAAUUGGAAACAGAAGAGCUGGAAGGUGCGAGGGAAUUUAUUGCCCUUGAGGAGGAGAUGGCUCCCGAGGUACAGCGGAUUCUCCGCGAGACUUUACAGGGUACGGAUAUGGACAGUUCCGAGCCGCGGCCGUAG
This is a messenger RNA of Morchella sextelata, 417 nucleotides long. RefSeq lists its product as uncharacterized. The record is from RefSeq and is a predicted model, not a curated record. The transcript has a single exon. NCBI's taxonomy places the organism in Eukaryota, Fungi, Ascomycota, Pezizomycetes, Pezizales, Morchellaceae. Bases 1 to 417 code for a protein of 138 amino acids.